GCGGAGACGGCCGGCGUCCGGCGCGAAGCUCUAGGGAGCCUGCCUGGCGCGGCCUUGGGCCUCGUCGGGAAGGAUGCUGUCCCGAAAGAAAACCAAAAACGAAGUGUCCAAGCCGGCCGAGGUGCAGGGGAAGUACGUGAAGAAGGAGACGUCUCCUCUGCUGCGGAAUCUCAUGCCUUCAUUCAUCCGGCACGGUCCAACAAUUCCAAGACGAACUGAUAUCUGUCUUCCAGAUUCAAACCCUAAUGCCUUUUCAGCUUCUGGAGAUGGAGUAGUUUCAAGAAACCAGAGUUUCCUUAGAACUCCAGUUCAAAGAGCACCUCAUGAAGUAAUGAGAAGAGAAAGCAACAGAUUAUCUGCACCUUCUUAUCUUGCCAGGAGUUUAGCAGAUGUCCCUCGGGAGUAUGGCUCUUCUCAGUCAUUUUUAACAGAAGUUAAUUUUGCUGUUGAAAAUGGAGACUCUGGUUCCCGAUAUUAUUAUUCAGAUAAUUUUUUUGAUGGUCAGAGAAGACGGCCACUUGGAGAUCGUGCACACGAAGACUACAGAUAUUAUGAAUAUAACCAUGAUCUCUUCCAAAGAAUGCCACAGAAUCAGGGGAGGCAUGCUUCAGGUAUUGGGAGAGUUGCUGCUACAUCUUUAGGAAAUUUAACUAACCAUGGUUCUGAAGAUUUACCCCUUCCUCCUGGCUGGUCUGUGGACUGGACAAUGAGAGGGAGAAAAUAUUAUAUAGAUCAUAACACAAAUACAACUCACUGGAGCCAUCCUCUUGAGCGAGAAGGACUUCCUCCUGGAUGGGAGCGAGUUGAGUCAUCAGAAUUUGGAACCUAUUAUGUAGAUCACACGAAUAAGAAGGCUCAGUACAGGCAUCCCUGUGCUCCUAGUGUACCUCGGUAUGAUCAACCACCUCCUGUCACGUACCAGCCACAGCAAACUGAAAGAAAUCAGUCCUUUCUGGUACCUGCAAAUCCAUAUCAUACUGCAGAAAUUCCUGACUGGCUUCAGGUUUAUGCUCGAGCCCCUGUGAAGUAUGACCACAUUCUGAAGUGGGAACUCUUCCAGCUGGCUGACCUGGAUACAUACCAGGGAAUGCUAAAGUUACUCUUCAUGAAAGAACUGGAACAGAUUGUUAAAAUGUAUGAAGCCUAUAGGCAGGCUCUCCUCACAGAGUUAGAAAACCGCAAGCAGAGACAGCAGUGGUAUGCCCAACAACAUGGCAAGAAUUUUUAAGUUAAUUUUUUUUAAAUUAAGUUUUAUAAGAGCUUUAAAAUAUUUUCACUGAUAAAAAAUUGCAAAUAAGUACUUUGGUUAAUAAUGGCAGCUUACUUUUUGGAAAUUAUAAAAUUCUAAAUUACAUGUAU
Galeopterus variegatus (Sunda flying lemur) is the source of this 1359-nucleotide messenger RNA. It is a transcript of the gene SAV1, whose product is annotated as salvador family WW domain containing protein 1. The record is from RefSeq and is a predicted model, not a curated record. Gene Ontology annotation, molecular function: molecular adaptor activity; protein binding. Lineage: Eukaryota; Metazoa; Chordata; Mammalia; Dermoptera; Cynocephalidae. Bases 74 to 1228 code for a protein of 384 amino acids. Gene Ontology annotation, biological process: regulation of cell population proliferation; hippo signaling; apoptotic process. The transcript is spliced from 4 exons.